AAUAUUGCAAUUGUAGCCCCUGUAUUUUCUCAUCAGUCACAACGAAAUAAGAAAAGCUCAAUCUCAAGUCGGCCAAAAGCACCUUAAUACACAACUAAUUACAGUUUAGCCCCUCUAUUCUUCUUCAGUUUCCAAAUCUUCACUCAAUUAAAAAAAAAUCAAUGUAUAUCAGAAGCCGACUGACAAAUGUACGAUCCAACGGACACAUCUCCAAAUAUAGCCGUUGGGAGGUAACGAAGACGGUAACGGCUAUAUCUCCCCACUGAUUAAAAACGUUACUUCUCAGAUCCUUUCUUCACACCCACACUCAUCUCUCAUCUCUCAAACUCUCUCUAGUUAAUUUCGAUUUGAGUUUUCAGGCGAAAAGAUGAACGACCUAAUGACCAAAUCGUUCACAAGCUACGUCGACCUAAAAAAAUCAGCGAUGAAGGAUCUAGAAUCCGGACCACCAGACUCCGACCUCGAGAUGGCGAACAACAACAACACAGACUCAAAUCUCUCCUCGUUCCUAGAAGAAGCCGAGAAAGUCAAAUCAGAGAUCUCUCUGAUCACCGAAACGCUCUCUCGCAUCUCGCAGUACAACGACGAGAGCAAAUCCGCGCACAAGUCGGACUCCGUGAAGUCUCUCCGCAACAAGAUCUCCAACGAGAUCGUCUCCGGUUUACGAAAAGCGAAAUCGAUCAAGGCCACGCUCGAGGAGAUGGACAGAGCGAACCGGGAGAUCAAACGGUUAUCGGGAACUCCGGUUUACAGAAGCAGAGUGGCGGUUACUAACGGUUUGAGGAAGAAGCUGAAAGAAGUGAUGAUGGAGUUUCAGGGGCUGAGGCAGAGGAUGAUGAGCGAGUACAAGGAGACCGUUGAGAGACGGUACUUUACGGUUACUGGCGAGAGACCAGACGAAGAGAUGAUCGAGAAGAUUGUUAGCGACGGAGGUGAAGAGUUUCUCGCACGUGCGGUUCAGGAGCACGGGAGAGGGAAGGUGUUGGAGACUGUGGUUGAGAUUCAAGACAGGUAUGAUGCGGCGAAGGAGAUAGAGAAGAGUUUGUUGGAGCUACACCAAGUGUUUCUAGAUAUGGCUGUGAUGGUCGAAGCGCAAGGCGAGCAGAUGGAUGAGAUCGAGCAUCACGUGAUGAACGCGAGCCAUUACGUUAAAGAUGGUGCUAAGGAGUUGAAUACCGCAAAGAAGCAUCAGAGAAGCAGUAGGAAAUGGAUGUGCAUUGGUAUCAUCGUGCUGCUCUUGAUCAUUCUUGUUGUUAUCAUCCCCAUCAUUACCAGUUUCACCUCUUCUUAAGUGCUAAAAAGGAUGUCUUAAUCCUUGUGUGUUUUGUGUAUCCAAUUUUAUGAAAUGAUUAAAUGUUUUUACAACAGUGUAUAUGUAUUAUAAUAAUAAUAUAGUUUCUCUA
This is a messenger RNA of Brassica napus (rape), 1403 nucleotides long. Its product is annotated as syntaxin-related protein KNOLLE. The transcript has 2 exons. The record is from RefSeq and is a predicted model, not a curated record. Gene Ontology annotation, biological process: exocytosis; intracellular protein transport; vesicle fusion. Gene Ontology annotation, molecular function: SNARE binding; SNAP receptor activity. Gene Ontology annotation, cellular component: SNARE complex; endomembrane system; plasma membrane. The coding region runs from base 368 to 1291 and encodes 307 amino acids. NCBI's taxonomy places the organism in Eukaryota, Viridiplantae, Streptophyta, Magnoliopsida, Brassicales, Brassicaceae.